Messenger RNA from Chironomus riparius, 11610 nucleotides. The record is from the annotation of a GenBank genome assembly. Lineage: Eukaryota; Metazoa; Arthropoda; Insecta; Diptera; Chironomidae.
CCGCAAUUAAGGGUCACUUUUCAAAAAAAUAGUAGAUUUCUAGGAAUUUCUAUUGUUCUUUUUCUUGCUACCUCCCCCCCUUCUCCCCUCCGCCUGGAAGUCAUACGUGAACGGCUAAACUUAGAUAAGUUUGAUUUUUAAAAAUUUGCGCCGCUUAAAUAUUGGUGUUAUACUUUGUUAUCUUAAUCAAUGAUAAACGUGUUCAUAAAUCCACAUAUUUCAAGAUUUCAAAGAAAUUUUCAGUAAAUUUGUGAUUUGUUUUUGUAAUACUUGUGAGAAGUGUAAGAAUUAAAUAAUUAUAAGAAUUGAAAUUUAACAAAAAUGUUGCCAGUUUAACAUAAAAAAUUAAGAAAAAGGUUGAAAAUAAAAAAAAGUUAUUUUUUGAUUUGUAAAUUUUAUUACGUGUACUUAUUGGGAGGGUUAGCUGUAAAUGAUGUCCAAUGUUUUCAGAUUCGUCAAAAAAAACAAGAGGGUCAAAAGACCCCCAAAUUUUUUUUAAGAUUCUUACCCAUGUGCUAAAUUGUGGGGAGGGGAGGUUGUUAGAGGGGUGCAAAAUACACUUUCUAAGCCAUUGACUGUUAUGAGUGGAGGAAGGUUUGAAGAAAUAAUUGGAUGUUAUUUGUUUCCUAAUCAGUUUCCUGUGGACAUCAUUUAUAGAUGACAUCUUUAGCUUCAUAUUUAAUAUGUUAUCAAUUAAAAAAUUUAUAUAAAUUAUUCAAACUUACUAAAACCUCGAAAUUUCUUUUUCCUAUUCAAUUUUAGAUAACGCCUAACACCAAAAAUGAGUUAUUUUUUUUCAUCCUUUCAAACUACAAAAUCACAAUCUUUUUCCAAUUUAAAAGAUGCCAUUGCCUUCCUACACAGAAGUGAAAAAAAACUUUUCUAUAAUCGUACUUCGUCAUCGUACUCAAAAACGUUGAUAAUCGAAGAAGAGGAACUUGAUGAAAAUAUUGACAUUUUAUUCAGCAAUGCUUCGUUCCCGCAUAAUUCACUAUGGAAGCCAGUUGUCAUUGCAUUUAAGUCGUUGGUUGGAAAAAAGAAAUGUAAAAUUUACUGGAAAAAUGCUGAAAAUAAAUAUUUUGUACUUGAAAUCAAUAGUGACAAAGAUGAAAACUUUGCAGACUUUUGCAUUUAUGGAGUAGUAAAUGGAUUGCACCGUGUUAAAUCAGAUCCCAAAAAGAAGCUGACAACAGUAAAAUUGGAGGAUUUAAGCGAUAGAAAUAAAUGGAAUCUACUGAUACUCGCUGUGAAGCAGAACUUACCAAAUGUCGUCCAAAUACUGCUUGAUUAUAACUUUGACAUCAAUCAUGAAGAUUAUAAUUGUAAUAAUGCUAUGGAUUCUGCCUGGAUCAACUAUUUAAAUCCAAAAGAUGAUCAAAAUAAAUACAAUAGUUCAAAAAUAAUGGAAUUCCUCCUCAAAGCCAACUCAAAAUUUCCAAAAACUAAAUUAGGUUUCAAGGCACACAAAGCGCCUGCUAAGGUACGAAACGCAUUAAACUUAAACAAAAGUUUAAGAGAUUUGAUGCAAGCUAAGUCAUAUGACAACUUAAAGAAAAUAAUAGAAGAAAAUAAACCUUUGCAUCACUUUUAUGAUAUUAAAAAUAAAUCAAUUCUUGCGCAUGCAUACACAACUUAUAAUCUUGAAGCUAUUGAAGCACUAACAUUGCUUGAAUUAAGAUUUGGAGGAUGUGAAGUUAUUCAUGAUUAUUAUACAAAAUUAGCAGAUAAAGAUGCUGUGCUGAUCAAGGAUCUAAACAUUAAAAUUGGAUACAGGAAUCCAGAAGGUCACAUUAACAUCUUACUAAGAAAGUCUAGAAUCGGCAGGAACGAUGGUUUUAGCAAUGACAAAUGGAAAUCAAUUCAUGAUGCUUAUCAACAUUUAAAUUCAAUUCCUGAAUGUUCUGUGAUCCUUAAAAUUGCAUCCAUGUGGAAAAAGCUCAAAAUUGUCUUCGACUUUUCACAUUCAUCAACCAGCAACAUUGAUCCAAAAACUGACGAAUUUACUAAAGGUGUAGUUUAUGAUUCUGGUGCUGUCAUCAUUGGCGCUAAGUAUUUGAUGGAUGAAAAGUAUAGACUUAAUGUCCUAGGAACUCUAAUUCACGAGCUUUAUCAUUGUGCCAUGCUAGUUACAUUUUUUAAUAAUUAUAAUCCAUAUCCAGCUGGUGAUUCUGAAGCUAAAGCUAAAUAUGAGAUUAUUUUCAAUAGAAUUAAAGCUUUGUGUGCGAAGGAUAAGUAUUUUGAGGUAAUAAUUAGGAACGCAUUCUCGAAGAACAACGAUAAGAAUGAGAAAUCUGAGCUGAUUGUCAGAACCCUCCAAAUUCUGGUCCAAUACAGCAAUGACGAUCGAAAGAUUCAAUCCAAUAAAGAACUGCUUAAAGAUUUAUUCGACUACCAUGAACAAAAAGUCUUACCAGCCUGUGAAGAGGCACUUUUAGUAUUGAAUAAACUAAAUGGCAAAAAAAUCAAGUUUAAGGAGCUGACAGCUUCAAUGAAGGCUAAAAUUCUACACUCGAUGAUCAACUUUCAAGGAGUUGAGACAACAUUUUAUGAUAUUUUUAAACAUGAUCCACAAAAAGCUAAAAAUGUCCUCAACAGUCUUACUAUAGACGACAUUCGAUGCUUUUUAUUUGAGGACGAUCAGAUUUUAGAAUUUUUUGACAGCUUGGAAGUUGAUGAGAUUGUUGAAAGGAGGCUUGUAGACUCCUCCAGAGGCACAUUAAAAUGUACAUUGUUUCCUGAAGUAGCUGCUGAUGUGGAGGAAUCAAAAACCUUUAUUCUUGCUGACAAAGCUGGUGCUGGAAAGACAGCUAUGAUGAAUAAAAUUGCGUAUGAUUUAAAAGCGGCUAAUAAGUCACAUUUUGUCGCUUUUAUUAAAUUAUCAGAUUGCUAUGACAUUUUAGAACAGCACCAAGCAAAAUUGUCAAUUAUUGACAUAAAGGCACUAUUAAUUGAGAUAUUCAAAGUUAAAAUUGACAUAGAAGUAGCCGUCCUCACCUAUUUGUACUCAGCAUCAAAAAUAAUUUUUCUAUUUGAUGGUGUUGAUGAGAUUUAUCCAAAUUUGAAGGACAUUUUCAGCAAAAUUCUAAAACAUUUGAAGGAAAACACAAAGAAUCAAGUUUGGGUGUCGACACGACCUCAUCUUGUACCUCAAUUAAAGGAUCAACUGCAAUGUAAAGUCUAUAAAUUAGCAUCAUUAUCAAAAGAGGAGAAAGAUGAGUUUAUAAGCACAAGAAUCGACAAAUCUGCAGGUUCUAGUCAUUUUACAGGUUUAGUCAAAGAGAUUGAGAGCAGCACAGAAAGAAGAGUUGACAACUUCUACAUGAUCGAGUCUAUUUACCAGAUAUUUUGCAGCCACAAAGACAUAUUGAGCAUUAAUUCAAGCAAUUUUUCAGAGAUUUUUGACAAAUUAAUCCAACUUUAUGCUAACAAAGUCGACCAAAAACUCAUCCCCGCCAAAAGUAUCAAAGGAUUCAAUCAAGAACAGGUUCAUCAAGCUGUUGCUCUAGAAAAUGUCUCUCAAAAAGAACUAGCAGCAAUGAUUCAGGAGAUGUGUAUCAUUAAAAAUUGGAAGGCUGCUCAGGAGAAAUGGUUGGUUGAUGACAUCCAGCGCCAUGGCAUCAUCACUGCUGAGUGUGGUGAAAAGUCGACUGAAUUCAUUUUGGAUUUUGUUCACAAAAUUUAUGCAGAAUAUUAUGUUGCUCAGCAUAUCCUGAACUUUUUGUACAGUCCAAAUUACGGAAUCAAAAAAGAGGAAUUUGAGAAAGUUUUAAACAUUUUGAGAUUCAUUGCUGGUUGUAAGGAUGAGUUUAAGUUUAUUCACAAGUUUCUAUUGUCGGCUGCUGGGUCUGAUGAUGCAAAUGAUGGAAUAUUUGAAACAAUGAAGGAAGUGAUUUUUGAGAACAUGAUAGAUCUUCAACGAGAUAUGAAUAAUAAUCAAUAUUUGAAUGACUUUUGGGCUGAAAUUUUAUGAAUUUAACUUUUAUGAAUUUCGCUUAAAUUAUAAUUAAAUAAUUAUAUAAAUUAAUUGAAUAAAUUAUAACUUUAAGGGGCCGUUCACUUAUGACGUCCAGAGGGGGGGGGGGAGGGGAAGGGGGAAUCAGACAGAAAAGAACAAUAGAAAUUCCUGGAAAUCCAUUGUUCAUUUUUGAAAAGUGACCAUUAAUUUCGGACGUCAUAAUUGAACGACCCCUAAGACAUAGUGAUUAUUUUGAUUAUUAAGUGAAAGUUUUUGAUAAAUUGUUAUCUUAUCUUUAUUAUAUUUUCCUCUAAAUUAAACUUAUUUAAAACAAAAAAUUAAAAAAGUCUUUGUGUUAUUGAUCGAAGGACUUAAGCGCAGUUAUGACGCAGCAAUCAGUUUUUUAUUAUUUAAUUAUUUUGUGUCUUGGUUUGUACGUCCCAAGGAUAGGGACGUCAUAAGUUUGUUUUUUUGAUGAACGUCAUAAGUGAACGGCCCUUUGAUGAUCACAAGUUGAUUCCUUAGCCGUUUUUUAAAGAACGAAGACGAUUUUUGUGGCUCAACUUGUUUUUUGGUUCUUUUUAUAGAAAACAGCCAUUUCAAGUAUUAGAACUAAACUUUGUAUGCUUUACUAUGACUUUCUGCAGGGGCGUAGCCAGAAAUUUGAAGAGGGGGGGGGGCAAAAAAUUUUUUGUAUGAAAAAAAUUUAGGGGGGGGGGGGCAUUUUUUGAUUUUUUCAUAAAAACCCCAGAAAAAUAAAAAUUUUCUGUUUACGUUGGGGGAUUUGUCGUAUUUCAAGUUAGCCGAUGCUAAGCCGAUCAGCUUAAAUUUUGAAAAUAAAUAUUGAUUUAAGCCGAAAAAAUCGGCUUCGAUCUCUGCAAUUUUUUGAGAAAAAUCUUAAAAAUCAAUCUGUAAUUAAACUUAAAUAUCUACUGCUCAUUUUUUUUUGCUACUAGGACGGUAAGGUACGUUAUAGGCACACCAUUGUACUAUCGCAGGUGUACAACUUACCUUACCAGUUUACAACCUUACCUAGGUUUUGCCUGAGUUUUUUUCUGGAUUUUCCUAGAGUUUUUCUUAAUAUCUUACCAGUGAUGUGCUUAUUCCUUACCGUACCGUACCAGAAGCGGAGAAAUUCGUGCCCAGAAAAAUAAUAAAAUCAAACAAAUAUUUUUUUAUAAUAAAAUCUUUAUUAUUAGAAACUUAUUAACUUAAUUGUAUUGCUUUAUAAGCUAACAUACUUUAAAAAGCUUAAUCUUCAUAUGAAUUUUGGACUAGCAGUACUUUUUCAUUUAUUAACUCAACUGUCAAUUCAACAUUAUCAUCGAUUUUAAAAAUAUCUUUAAAAAUACUUGGCGAAACUGUCGACCAAAACUUAAAAAUCUUAAUACAAUUUUCGGAAUUAAAGAUGUCAUUACAUAUUUGUGGCAAAUUAUCAAGUACCAUCAAAUCGGAAUUAGUUCUUUCAAUCUGUAAUCGAUAUGUUGUAUAAUCAAAUAUAAAUUUAUGAAUCAUUUUAAAUUCAUCAGCUAAGAUAGCAAUAAAUCUUAAAAUUUUAAAAAAUCGAUUUUGAUCAUCUUCUUGCAUGAUUGAAUCUUUAAAUAAGUACGAAAUUAAAUAUUUAGCAACAAAAUAAUCGGCAAGAAUUUUCUCAAUAGAACUAAAUGAAUUUCUAUAAAAAUCUUUAAAUACUAAAUUAUUACAUUGAACUUCAUCAAUGGUCAUUGAAUCUAUAAUUUUUUUCCAUUCUGCUAAACCAGGAAUAUUUUGUAAAAUAUCUACAAAUUCUCCGUAUAAUUUAUCUUUAAAAAUAUAUUUUAAAGCUAGAUAUUUGCACUUAUCAUCCGAUUGGUGGUGAAAAUGUUUUAUCAUUUCAAAAACAAUAUUUUUAAUAAGUUUAUAAACAUUAAAAAAUUCUAAUUUAAAGUCAUUUGGAUUUUCCUGAUAAAAUUUAAUCAGCUUUUCAAGUAGAAAAUGAUUGUCGAUAUUUAAAUCAGUAUUUCUGUUUAAAUUGUAUUUACUAAAUAACAAUUCAUUUAUAUCAUGAAUUUCAUUCAUUGUUAAAGGCACAAACGCAUGUAAAUCUGUAUUUAAUGAUUCUUUUAAAAUUGCAGAUUGAUGCGACUAAGAUGAUACUAAGAUCAUAUUAGUUAAAUUAUCAGCAAAAUCUUUGAAUAUUAUGGUAAAAAGAUUAAUAAAUUCAUCUGGUAAACUUUCAAAUUCAUCAAAUAAAAUUAAUAUUUUUCCAGAUUCAUAAAGUUGAUAAAAUGUUCCAAAUUCAAUUAACUUGUUUAAUUGUAGAAUUUGAGUCAAACAUUGUGGAAUGUUUGAUGUAUUAAAAUUAUUUCUGUUCUCAAAUAGAUUGUCAACCAAAUCAGAAAUUUUAGCUAAAAUCACCCAAGAAUUUCUAUACUUAAUCUUAAGUUUAGCAGCAAUUUUAUCAAUUAACUUGCCAGAUAUAGGUAAAUCGGAUAGAAUAAAAGGUUUAGACUUUUCUGUUUGCUCAAUAAUUUGAUCAACUAUUUUCUCUUCCUCUACUAAAUGUUGUUCUGUAUUUUUGUUCGCAACUAUAUCCUGGUCAGGAACAUGAUCUAAAGGUUUACCAAUCUCAAGAAUUUCAUUGUUUAUUAUAAUUCUUUUAAGAUCUUCCACAUCAAGAAGAACUCGGAAAUUUUCAACAAUUUGUUCAAAUUCAAGUAUAGUCAAUUCCCUCCCUUGAAAACGAAUGAUUUUGUGAAUAAUAUUAUUUUGCAUAUUCACUGUUAAACAAUUAAAUGCAAAUCCAUAUUUAAUAUCAGUUCUUGAGCUUGUAAUCAGUUUCAAAACUGGCAGAACGUUUUCACAUUCUGGAAUCACUACAUCACUUAAAUAUUUGAAAACUUUUUUAUAAUGUUGCUGAAUUCUUAUCAUUUCAUUUGAAUUGUCGCAUUGUAUAACAGCCUGCAUGGCUGCAGCAAUCAAUUCCGCUUCUUGAUCAUCUCGACAGACUUUAAAAACAUUUUUGAUAGUUCCUUCGAUCUUUUGUCUUUCAUCGUUCAUUAAUUUAAUGCUGUUGAAAAUACUCUUAUAGUUUUGCUCAAGUUCUGUGUCAUUUCUUGGGUACGGACGGGAUUUGUUCAUAAAAACUAAGUUAAGAACAAGAAGGCUUAGUUUGUUAAGGAUAAAUCCAAGAGUUUUGUGCUUAUUUGUAUUAUAAAGUAAAGAUUUAGCACCGACAUAAAAAGUUCCUGAUUGUGGAAACUCUUGAUGCACAUAAGACUGAUCAAUUUCAUGUCCAAAAUUAAAUGUAAUAUUAAUCAUCAUACAAGCAGCAAUUUGAAGGACAAUAGAAAAAUGUUGAAUUAUGUUGAUUGAAUUUAAUGCAUUUAAGACACAUUUUACUCCUUUUUUAUCAGCUCCAAUGAUUGUGGACUUUGAUAAAAUUUGUAAAAUAUGAACUGGCUGCUCUUCGAUGGGGUUAUGUACAUUUAUUCGCAUUUGAUUAUCAAUUUUAUUUUUGACGACAAUUCUUUGCAAUCUUAAAAUAUGCAGCAAGACACUCUCAUUAUUUCUAUCCGUAAAGUACUUCAAAUUUGGAUACUGAAUCACAAUUGCUUUAAUUUGGUCUGUAAAGUCUAUGAAAUUUUGAGUUUUUUCAUUUCCGCUUUCAUAGUUGAAGUCAUGGAGAACAUUUGGAUAAUAUGAAUUGACUUUUAGAAGAAUCGUCAUUAUUUUUUCAGUUUUCCUUAACCUAUAUUUGCUUUUAUCGUUUUGGAUAUAGUUCAACCAUGCAUAAUCUAUUGCUUUUUGUUGUCGUGCAUCAACGUAAUUUACGUCGACACAAUUAUUUUGUAAAAUAUUUUCAACUACUUUAGUAUUAUUUUUUUUGACAGCUUUAAUUAACCUUAAAUGACUAUUUAAAUCGCCUUCAUCCAUGCUUACAUCUGAAUCAUUCAAAAACUCACCUUCAGAUGAUUCAGAAUCUACAGUGGAUAUUUCCUUAUUUUCAAAUAGUUUGUGUAUCCAUGUUCGUAUUGUUGGCUUUAUUGUGUCCAUAUCUCUGAUUGUUAAUCCAUUAAUACAUUUCUUUUUAAGAUAACUGAUCUGUUCACUUGAUCUCAUCGAUUUUGAAAUAUUAGUCCAAAGUAGCUGAACAACAUCCAGUGAAUUGAAUUGAACAGCUUUCAUAAGAACAUUUUCGUUUUUUUUAUCAACAUGCUCGGAAAAUUGCAAUAAAUCGUCAAAUUUUUUUGAAAAUGUUUCCCACAAUAUUUUGUGUAUUUCUAUUGAUCCGUUGGAUAUUGCAACAAGUUGAAGUAAGUUUUGAUUGUAUUGACCCAAAAGUCUUAAAAUAUUUCUGAACUCAUUCCUCGAUGUCAUUGAAUCUAAUUUUGAUAUUAUAAAUACAAAAAUUUCAUUUGAUCCAAAAGAUGCUGCAUGAUGAAUUAGAUUGUUGCCUUUUUUGUCGACUUCUUUAAUUGCUUGAAGAAAUUUUCCUUUUGAUCCAAGAUUAUCUAGUAUUAAUUUCCACAAAUGUUGAAAAACCUCAAUAUUUGUUGAAUAUAUACUAACAAUUUGUAGUAAACUUUGUUCAUUGAUAUCUUUAUGCGAUAGUAUUAUAUUGUAAUCAUAGGGAUCGAACAAUUCUAUUAAAAUAGAAAAUGUAAAUUCUACAAUUCCAAUGUUAUCUGAUAAUACAAGAUGAUUGAGGUAACUGAAACCACUCGUAUCCUUUUCAAGAAUCAAGUUCUUUAGUUCUUUUAAAUCUUCAAAGCUUUUUACCAAAAGUGUCCAUAAAGUCUGAUGAACCUCAAUUUUAGUGUUAAAUGCAGCAUAAUGCAGGACAUUAAAUUGAUUUUUCGAUGAUUUCUGACUUUGUUAAAUAUUUAUCGAUUGUUUCCAGGAACUUUAACACUUUCGAUUGCUCUUUAUUGGCUGUCAAGCAUAUCAUGUACAUGAUAUUGCCUUCAAGAUUGAUGCUUUUGGUUCUGAAGACCUUUCGGAUUAACUCUUGGUCAAAUUUCGAUUCUAAUUUGAUUACCAAACUCUCAAAUAUUGAAAUGUCAAGUUCUGACUGAACGAUUCUAAGCAGAACUUCCUGUUCCUUGAUCAAAGUCUUUAAAUCUUUAGAUUUUAAAAAAUUGAACAGAAAUUCCUCAAAUUUCAAAUAAAAUUCUGCACUCUUCACUGAUUUAAUCAACUUUCCAGCAGUUCUAGUCAACAGUUCCUUAACUUUCUCAUAUUUUCCACUUUUCAGGAUAUCCACAAUCAUAACAACAAGGCACUCAAGUUCAUUAACAUAAAAAUCUUCAAGAUUAUCCAUUUUACAAAAUUCAUUCGCAAAUUCCAAGAAUUUUUUUCCAUGAUCAGCUAUUAAAGCAGGAUCAAGCACAACAGCAUCAUUCAUUAUAAUUUGAGUUCCACGAUAAGCUGGACUUGUCAAAACUUUAACAAAAAUCUCCAAACCAAUUUUUCCAAGUCGCUUCCGUUUCAACUCCUUAGCGAUAAACUCAGCCAAGAAAAAUUCACAGAAAGUAUUAUGCGUGAAUGCCAAUUUUCCAUUUAUGAUAUUCACAACACCACCGGCAAUAACUUCUUGGUGUGGCCACUCAGUUCCAUCAUAGUCAGGAAAUAAUUUUUCAACCAACUCCGGAAAUGUGAUUUUUAUAGCUAAAUAUUGGUGAAAUUGGUAGAAAGAAAAUUCAUAAAAUUGGCUAUUGAUGUAUGCUGUUUCUCUGAUUAUUCCUUUUUGUUUUGACUGUCUUUGGUAAAUAUUUCGAAAUAAUUUUACAUAAAUUUUUGAUCUUUUGAGAUCUUUCACAUCCAUUACAUCCAUAGAUAUAUGAGCAAUCAUAUUUAACUAUAGAGGCAAACCUACUGAAUUGCCGUUAGAAGUUAAAACUUUCCUCGUUACUUGAUAAGCUUUUCUACGGUAAUUUUGAUACAUUAGUGACGUCAUCAAAUUUUCAAUUGAUUUUAGUUCAUUUUUGCCUUUUAAAUCCAUCAAAGUCCAAGUUUUUGCUAUUAAGUCAACACUUUCCAUCUCAUUCAUCAUCUCAAGGCCAUAAGCACAAUCAAGAUUUAGUUGUUUUUUCAAAUCAACUUCAAGAUAGUCUCGCGUUGCAAUCCACAGCUGAUUUCCGCCAUUUUGUUUAAAAUUCUGAGCUAACUUUGUGACAAAUUCAGCACAAUCGGGUGCAAUUUCAUCGAAACCGUCAAAAAAGAUGAGAACAUUGCCAUCGUUGUAGCAUUUUUUGAAGAUUUCUAACUCAAUUUUAGUUUUUGGUUUAAGAAUAUUGUCAACAAUAAAAGUUGAAAAUUCAGGCUCACAUUCUUGUGCCUUAAAUUCGUUAAUCAACUGCUUCAAAUCCACAUACGUCACCCAUUUUGUUGGAUAUUGUUUUCGGAUGGUUUUUGCAAUGUUUUUUAAUGCCAAAGUUUUGCCAUUUCCAGCCUGGUCUGAUAUUAAAACAAACUUCUCGUUUUUGACUUCAGAAAUCAGCUCAGUUUCUGAGAGUUUUUGAUUUUCCGCUUGUUUAUCUCGCUUGAUAAAUAAUCGCGGAGUAUAAAUCAUUUCUAAAUGAUUUUCAUUAAUUUCGUCUUCUAAUUCUGUAUUUACUGAAAUUAAUUGCUUGUUCACCAAAUUGUUUAAAGUUUGAUCAUCAAUUUUUGAAUUUGGUUCUGUUUUUAUGCUUAGUAGAUCUUUCAAUGAGUUUUCUAAAUUACCUUGAAAAUUUAUUUUACAUUGAAGCAAUAACUCUUGGCUAAUUUGUGGCAGGUCAUCCCAAUCGUAAUUGAUAUUAAUUUUUGUCGAAUUUUGAAGUAUUGAAGAUUCUGCAAACUGAAUUUCAUUUGAUGUGACGACGACGUAAUUAAAAUUCUUAUUUUGGAAUUUAUUUUCUAAAUCAACUGGAACUCCUUUUGAACAAUCUAUAAAAACGUGUAACUUGUUGGUUUUUAAGCAGACGUCGUCAAAAGCAUUCAAAAAGUUUUCAUCGACUAAUUGCUUUGCAUCAAUAAAUAAACAAUAUGUGUCAAUUAAACUCCUGUAUUUUUCCUUUGAUUGAUCAAUGAUGUCCUUAAGCAUUAUCGUUGGAUUGUUGGUUUUAAUUAUGACCAAUUUGUUAUCAGCAAAUUCUUCAAAAAUCUUUUGAGGCCUAAUUUUAAAUUUUUGACUUGAAAUAUUUUGCAAUAAUUUAGUCAUCAUGUUCAAUUUUAUAACAUCCUGAUUUCUUAAUUUAUAUUCCUUCAAAUCAGCUAUGAUCAAUUUGUUCCAAAAAUCAAACAGAAUUUGGUAUUUUCCUUGAAGAUCACACAACUUGUCAUUGUUAUCGCCAAACUCUGUCAAAAUUUGCACAGCUCUGGCAAUUAAUUCUUCAUGAAAUUUUGAUUUGUCAUAACAUUUAUACAUUGAGGAAAGGAUUCCAUUGAAACCGUCAUCUGGAUCAUGCGAGUGUAUUGAUAACAACCUGUCGACAGUUCUGGCAAUUUCAUCAAGUUUUUUUUUUAUAUCGUAGUAAGGCAUCACUUGACUAUAAUAAACUUGUUCCAUGACAAAAUGACACAAUUCGUGAGCUAAAACUCCUUUGAUUUUCUGUUCAUGUUGUUUAUCUGACAGUUUAGCUCCAAUAAAUAUAUAAUUACCAUUUAAUCCUGACAAGUCUGGAUUUUCGUAC